AACUUCUCCAUUUUGAUACGGGACAGAAAAUAGAUGAUCUCCGUUUCAGCAUCCUAUAUUCCUGUUCCAUUUCUGUCUAUCUCUGAGUCGAAACCCUAAACCCCAUACACGCCAUGUCCCUCCUCUCUCGCCUCCGCCACUCCCUCACCCACCACCUCCGCCGCCGCCGUCUCUCCACGGCGUCCUCAAUCCUCUCCCCAAACUGCACCACUCCUCUCAACUCCAAGGAGAAGACCCGAGCCGCGCUCUCCCUCCUCAAGUCCGAGCAGAACCCCCACACCAUCCUCGACAUCUGCCGCGCCGCGGCCCUCACACCCGACUACCGCCUCGAUCAAAUCGCCUUAAAUGUCGCCGUAUCCCAGCUCUCCGGCUCCAAACACUUCGACUCGAUCCAGGAUUUACUCGAGUCUGAGCUCCGGACCCGCCCCGAACUCCAAACGGAGCGUUUCGUUGCCCACUCCAUCGUCCUCUACGGCCGGGCUGGUAUGGUCAACCAGGCUAUUGAAGCUUUUAAGCGAAUGGGUGAUCUGGGUAUUCGUCGCUCGGUGAAAUCGCUCAACGCGUUAUUGUUUGCUUGCCUGGUUGCGAAGGAUUACAGGGAGCUGAACCGGGUUUUCGUUGAGUUUCCCAAGGUUUAUGGGCUCGAGCCGGAUUUGGACUCGUAUAACACGGUGAUCAAGGGGUUUUCGGAGUCUGGGUCGACGAGUUCUGGGUAUUCUGUAGUGGCCGAGAUGGAGAGGAAUUGGAUAAAGCCGAAUGCGACGAGUUUUGGGCAUUUGCUUGCUGGGUUUUACGGGGAAGAGAGGUUUGAGGACGUUGGGAAAGUAAUGAAGUUGAUGGAGAAGCAUGGUGUGCGCAUGGGGAUUGGUACGUACAACAUUAGGAUUCAGGGUCUGUGUAAGCUGAAGAAGUCGUCCGAGGCCAAGGCAUUGCUGGAUGAAGUGUUGUCGAGGGGGCUGAAGCCGAAUUCGGUCACGUAUACACAUUUGAUUCAUGGGUUUUGUAACGAAGGAAAUUUGGAGCAAGCCAAGAAGCUGUUCAGGACCAUGAAGAGUAGGGGUUGCUCACCGGAUUAUGAUUGCUAUUCUACUCUGGUUUGCUUGCUAUGCCAAGGUGGGGAUGUCGAGAACGCAUUGUCGAUUGCUAAGGAGAGUAUGGAGAAGGGUUGGUUACCGAAUUUUGGGACGAUGAAGGGGCUUGUAGAGGGGCUUGUGGGGAUUGAAAAGGUUGAAGAGGCACGUGAGCUUAUUAAGCAGAUCAAGGAGAAAGUUAUCAAGAAUGUUCACAUGUGGGAUGAAAUUGAAGCUGGGUUGCCUCAAUGAAAAGUGUUACUUGGAAAGCAAGUUAAAUGAGACUGGAAGUGAAAGAGAGUUGCUGUGAUGAGAUUCCUGUUGAUUCUGAUUCAGCAAGAAGUCUUUUGGGAUAGUUGAUCGGAGGCAGGAGUAUGUGAUUGCUAUCUAUCUGCAAGAUGCUUCAUGUGCUUGGAAAAAACCUGGCUGUCUUAGGAUUCAUUUUGAACCCUAGGUACUUCUGGAAUAAGGUUAUUGGAGUAGGUUGUUUUCUUGAUGACAUGUGUAGUAGCUAAUUGUGGAAGAAAGGUGUUGCCCUCUGGCAAGUUCCAAUGCGCUCUGGGAAUUUGAAACAGAUUAAGACAUCUCAAGUUUGAUAUCUUAGCGGACGACCAUCAAGAGUUCCUUUUGAGAUUGCUUGUGAAUCACUCCCGCGAAAGUAAAAUCUGGUUUGGUUGCAAUUGGACAAUGGACAUCUAUGAGUCACUUUUGUCCCCCACUAGAGAGACUUUUGACUCUAUAGACAUGUUUGUAAAGCAACUAGAAACUAAGCUGUAGUCUCAUCUUGUGUUCUUCUAAAUCUACUGUUAGGAAUGGAUCAUAUUUAUUCCUCAGAUUUGUAUGCAUUCUAUGUAAAUUUGGAAGCCUAUCAUUAUUUCUGAGACAGCCUUUUGAUUGGAUUAGUGUGAUGGGAGUGUUUUGCUU
This is a messenger RNA of Alnus glutinosa, 1994 nucleotides long. Its product is annotated as small ribosomal subunit protein mS86 (rPPR1)-like. The record is from RefSeq and is a predicted model, not a curated record. The transcript has a single exon. The coding region runs from base 114 to 1322 and encodes 402 amino acids. Gene Ontology annotation, molecular function: protein binding. Lineage: Eukaryota; Viridiplantae; Streptophyta; Magnoliopsida; Fagales; Betulaceae.